Molecule: messenger RNA, 1113 nt
Organism: Nicotiana attenuata
Lineage: Eukaryota; Viridiplantae; Streptophyta; Magnoliopsida; Solanales; Solanaceae
Exons: 4
Coding region: 119-853 (244 amino acids)
Biological process (GO): base-excision repair, AP site formation; DNA repair
Cellular component (GO): nucleus
Molecular function (GO): 8-oxo-7,8-dihydroguanine DNA N-glycosylase activity
Source: RefSeq, a predicted model, not a curated record
UUACCUUAAGCUUUUCCGACUCCAAAUUUCAAAAGUCAUUCUUUUUCUUAUUGAACUCUUAUUUGAAGAUGUGGCCAAGUCUCUUCUUCUUCGCUUUUGCCCGUAAGUUCAUAUAUAGAUGCAACAAAAUGUAGUAAUAGUUGAUCAUCUUGAGUUGAACACGGUUCCUGUAAGGUUAUCGUACGUAGUUGACUUUUUGUUGUUUUUCAGAGAUACAUAUUUCCAACUUUUCUUAGGUGGAACGUGGGAGACAUCAUUGGAUCUCGCAAAGGCUCUGUGUGAUUUACAAUAUAAAAAAUUCAAGUCAAAAAGAAAGAGAGCCAAUAUUUCAUCUUAUGGAGACUUCCCCAAUGCAGAAGAAUUAGCAAGUUUUAGUGAGAAAGAGCUAAAAGGUAAAGGCAAUUUUGGGUAUAGAGCAAGGGAGUUGAUUAUGUUGGCAAAACAAGUUGUUGAUGGCGAAAUUUAUCUCAAUAAGUUUGAAAAAGACCACAUUGGUACCCAACCAAGCUGGUCUACGCUCAAGUUAAAUGGUGCUGGUCCGUUCGCUAUUAAAACUAUCAUGAUGUGUGCUGGAUAUUAUAGUUACAUCCCAAUUGAUAGUGAAACGAUGCGUCAUAUGGAUGAGUUUCAUGGACUUAAAGUGCACAGGAGAAAAAGAGGAUCCAUCAAUCUCCAGAUAAGGGACAAAAUACAGCAAAUCUACAAACGUUAUGAUCCAUUUCAGUGUUUGGCUUACUGGUUUGAACUUGCCAACUCUUAUGAAACGGAACUUGGGAAGGCAUUAAGUGAGUUAUUACCAUCUGAAUAUCAUCGUGUUACUGGUAACUAUGAAAAUGAGAAGAAAUUAUUCUGAGGUAUGCCCGAUUUCACGGGCUCGAAGAGUCGCUUCAAGCCCGAGUUCAGGAUGGGUCGAGUUCGAGGCCGAUGAACCAAGCCCAAGCUCGAUGAUAAAGUACAAGGCUCGAAGAUCGGAGUACGCGGCGAGCACCGAAGCCGAGUAUGACCAACCCCGAAAUGAUGCCGUUACGGGUUUGUAACAGAAAGCGCAAGAUUCUCGCCACGUCCCCAAGAUCAUGAUGUAAAUUCCGGAAUAGAUUUGUACGGGUCAGUACG